AUGGGCAUCCAGGUAGCGGCCAAUGCAGGCCGCGAUGCGGAAGGCCCUCAAUUGCCCACGCGCGGCAGGCGCAGGCCUUGCGCAACAGGGAUGCCAGCAGCGGCACUGGCAGCCGCCGCCGAGGCAGCGGUUGCUCGCUCACGCUCGCCGACGCCGCCGCCCGGUAUCCGCCCGGCCAGCACUGCGGACAUGGAGGGCAGCGCAGUGCGUGGCAAGUCAGUCGUCCUUGAAGAGGAGGUGACUUUCGCGGGUCCUGGGCUGAGCAGCUUCAUCGAAAGCCAGCGGGAGGCGCUCUCUCGGCAGCGCCAGCUGCAGGCUAUGCAGGCACCGGAGCGAGAAGCAGUGCCGAGCAAGGCCUAUGUGGAGAAGGACUCCGCCAUCAGCAACGGACUUCACCCAAAGCCGAGCAUGCCUGCGAGUGCUGCAGGGUCGCCAGAGCUUUGGCAUGCAGUCCACAUCGGCAAUGAGGCUUUGGUGACUCGUCUCAUUCAACAAGGCCAGUGCAACGGAAGGCAGAAGGAUGCCUCGGGACACUCUGUCCUCUGGCAUGCGAUCGCCUUUGGUCACAUAGGGAUCGCUCUUCUGAUGUUGGAUUCUUGCCCCGCUGGGGAGCCGGGUGGCGUUGAUGCUUCGGAGGUGCAUCCACGCAAAGGGGAUACAUUUCUGCAUCUUCUUUGCCAGUGCAGGCCCUUUACAAAAGAGACUGCUGGCCUGUUCAAGCGCGUGGCUGAAGCAGUCCCGGCAGCUCUCUUCAGCAAGGCAAACGCGAAUGGACAAAGCUUCCUGGCGUUGGCCGCCGCAUCACUGAAUUUUUGGGUUUUGAAGCACGUCGCCUUGAGAUAUCCAGAGCAGAUGAAGGUUUUGAUCUGUUCCACGGAGGCUGAUCAGGGGAAGCCUCCCCUGCGCCAGCUGCUGCAAAGCUUGCCGAAUCCGCGUCAGCCAGGCUUCCCGCAGUCUGCCAAGAUCCCUGAGCACUUUGCCGUGGCGUCAAUGUUGAGUCCGGACUCCACAGGGCGGGUGCCUUUUGCGGACAUCGCCUUCGACGUCACCACGGGCCCAGACACUCACAGCCGGUUCCUCGCUCAUCGUGUGGUCGUUGGGGCACAGAGUCCCGUGCUGCUGAAGGAGCUGGAGACCCUGCCCUUGGUGGAGCUGCCGCAGGAAGGGAUCGCAGCUGCUGUCUUCAAGGUCGACCGGCGGAUCUCCAAAGAUGUGUGGAGGGCCGUUCUUCAGUUCUUCUACACUGGAAUGGUGCAUUGCCCCUUCAUGAAAGAUCCUGCCAAGCUGGUUGAGCUCUUUCGCGCAGCCGCCAUCUACAAGCUGCCCAAGGCUCUGUUGGACCUGGCACAAGCUGCGCUCUUUCCGCUGCUGCCCUCCAGCCCCGGUUUGGCUCUCGAAGUCUUCUCGAUCAGCGCCGGUGCAAGUGGUGAAGGCGUUGACGUGGCGUCGCUGCGCCUAGCUUCCACAUUCGUGCUUCUGGGUCAUGCCUCGACAGUGUUUGCUGACCUGGCGCCAGAAACUGUGUCGGGCGUUCUGGAGCGUCUCUUAGCGACGUCUGAGCAAGCGAUAUUUUCAGCGCAGCAGGAACCGUAA
Symbiodinium sp. CCMP2456 is the source of this 1593-nucleotide messenger RNA. Lineage: Eukaryota; Dinophyceae; Suessiales; Symbiodiniaceae. The record is from the annotation of a GenBank genome assembly.